Nannizzia gypsea CBS 118893 is the source of this 858-nucleotide messenger RNA. RefSeq lists its product as hypothetical. Bases 1 to 858 code for a protein of 285 amino acids. The transcript is spliced from 5 exons. The record is from RefSeq and is a predicted model, not a curated record. Lineage: Eukaryota; Fungi; Ascomycota; Eurotiomycetes; Onygenales; Arthrodermataceae.
AUGGCGAUGGAGGCAGCAGACAGAAGUGGUGAUAGUAGUGGUGGUGGUGGUGGUGGUGGUGGUGGUGGUAGAGAAAGAAGUCAGGAACAGCAUCAACUUCUCAUAACUUGCUUGCAAAGGAGUCUUUUCUAUAAAAUUCACCAGGAGGGAUCAGCCAGAUUCACAGCCAGCAUCAAACCACCAGGUCCCUUGUUCCAGCCAGCAGAGACAGCCAAAUAUCCAGCCAACAAUGGGCUCCCUGGCGACGACGAGAUAAAAAAGAGAGAAAAGGAGAAAGACGACGGCCGGACAGUUCUUUGGACCCUACACAACGUCCAUCCGGAGCGACGGCCGUCUGGAGACGACGGAAGAGCCGCGAGAGUGCGAGCGAGCGAGGCGAGACGAAGCCAACGAGCGACUGAACGAGUCUAUUAUCUAUAUCUAGGGACGAAGAGCGAGAGAUGCGAAGACAGAGGACGAGAGCGACAGUCAAUAGAGAGAGAGAGAGAGACAGAGAGCAAGAAGUUGGAAGAAGGAGACGAGGACGAGGACGAGGAAAAGCGGCCGGCCUGGCGGAAGGUUUUCUGGUCCGCCAAGUGUACCUUUUUUCCACUCUGGCUCUGGCUCUGGCUCUGUCCAGGCCGAAGACUUCGUAUCUUUCUUUCCUUGCGGCGGCUGUAUGUCUCUGAUGGCGACUGCUGCGCUCUCUCUGGCCGCUGUCCUGGCUCAAUGGCUCGUCGGGCGUAUAGCAAGCUCGUCGCGAGUUUCACCCGAAGGACGGUGACAUCUACAAACUACGACAAACAACUAGACUACGACAUCGCGAUGCGUUCAAGCCACCCCCAUUUCAUUCCGCGGCCCUGCGCAGCCAGAGCUUGA